Girardinichthys multiradiatus is the source of this 3022-nucleotide messenger RNA. RefSeq names its product UDP-N-acetylglucosamine/UDP-glucose/GDP-mannose transporter-like. Gene Ontology annotation, molecular function: GDP-fucose transmembrane transporter activity; antiporter activity. The record is from RefSeq and is a predicted model, not a curated record. NCBI's taxonomy places the organism in Eukaryota, Metazoa, Chordata, Actinopteri, Cyprinodontiformes, Goodeidae. The transcript has 12 exons. Gene Ontology annotation, cellular component: Golgi apparatus. The coding region runs from base 1667 to 2704 and encodes 345 amino acids.
UGGCAGCCGCACCGAUCCGUCUGUCGAUCUCCCGCUCCAUUCUUCCCUCACUCGUGAACAAGACCCCGAGAUACUUAAACUCCUCCACUUAAAACUGUGUUGGCCUAAAAUAAAACUCCUUGCAAUGACUUGAAUGUACAAAGAUAGACGUUUUAUGACUACUGCUGUCCUAGUAAAUUCCAAGUUCUCUUUAAACCAAUACCCGGGACUUGAAAGUUUUACUAUGUCGUCAUCUAAAAAGUUCAUUUUCAUUGGAAUCAAUGAAAGAUUUUUACUAAAAAGUUUGAAGCUUUGAACUUGUUUCUCACCAACCUUAAUCUCAAAAUCCAAAAUGGCCACCUUGCAUAUACUAACUUGCUUAUACUAACUAUAAAACAUAGUGAAAAAAGAUGUGAGGAAAACCUAUUUGUACUCUAUUUGCUUCUAAUUAAAUUAGACAUAUUUUAAUCCAAAUUCCAUACUUUUCCAGAGACCAAUUUCCAGGGAUCCCUGUCUUCAGAAUUCUCUUUAAAACCAGCCAAAACCAAAUGUGUAAGGAAGGAGGAGAACAGGACACGGGGAAAGAUGAAGAGGAAGGAAGGAAUAGAGGUAGGAUACAAGAAAGAAAAAGGUAGAGAAGAAAGGAAGGUAGAACACAAGGUAAGUAGGAAGGAAGGAAGGAAUGGCAGAAAAGCAAGCAAAGGAUGGACACAAAGAAGACAGGAAGAUAGGAUACUGGGAAGAAGAAAGGACAUAAAAAAGAAGAGAAUGACUGUAGGUAGGAGACGAGGGAGUAAGGACUUUGGGGACAGAGAGUAAAUGAAGACUGGACGCAGUUAUUUGUCAACACCCGAAAGAUACAGAAGUCAAAUUCCAAAAAUUUUCCAACUAAGCCAAACUGGGUAGGAACCUUGUAUUUGAAAGUAAAAAAUUGCAGCAAAAUUCUUGAUUAUUAGCUUCCUCUGCUAAUGGUUAGAAUGGUUAUUGGACAUAGCGGUUAGCAAAUCACACAGGUUUCUGAACAUGAAUGUGGAACAUAGGUUUGGUUUGAUUUCUAAAUCCACCAACACUUGUUUACCAUUGUACUACAUUACAAACAUUUUACAGUGGUUCUACAAGUAAACAUUAAGUUUCCCUAAUAUAAGUAUUUUUCACAGACCUUUUAAAUCAAUAUUUAGAUAGCAGCUGGACUUUUUCAGUUUGUUAAACAUAAAUAUGUUCAUAUUCAUUGCCAUUGUAUGAUCAGUUGAAAGUGUCCAUUUUUAGUGAAAAGUAGAAAUUGCUACAGUGUUUACAGGUCCAAAAUGCAGACAUACAUUUAGCUAGCAUUAGCAGUUAGCCUGAUUACUGAAAAGAUCAAAUCCCAGCAGGUUUGGACUUAAAAACUGGAACAUGGUUUAGGUUUGAUGGUCCCGAACUGAUGUAUGACCCUCGAGUACAAAACACACAUUUCCUACAUCAAAGUUUGUAUUAAUCUUGAAUAUAUUUAUCCCAAAUUUUCUCUAAUGUACCACUAAAGGCAACUUCAGUGCCACCAGGAGUGCUUGCGCCACCGUUUGAGAACCAUGAGUAGACAGCACGGGUUACCUCACUAGUUUUAGUCAAUAUUCCUCGGGAAUUGUGCGCAUGUGCGAGAGGGCUAUGGGAAGGCUUCCGCCUUCAGUACCUCUACGGUCGUUACGUAGACAUGGCAGAGCUCCACCGUCGCCGAAAGGAGCGUGACCGCGGCAGCUCGUCGGCUGAGGGAGCAUCCUCUCCCGCCACCUCCGGAGCCCAGAGGGAUACUUCUGGAGACUCCUCCACGCUGUUCGCUAAGCUGCUUGCCGCGGCUUUUUACGGAGUCAGCUCGUUUCUGAUUGUUGUCGUCAAUAAAAGCGUCCUCACCAGCUACAGGUUUCCAUCAUCAACAUGUGUUGGUAUUGGCCAGAUGCUGGCCACAAUUGUUGUCCUGAGGACUGGGAAGAUGUUGGGUGUCAUCUCAUUCCCAGAUCUGGACGUGACUGUACCAGGCAAGAUGUUCCCUCUGCCGCUGCUGUAUGUUGGGAAUCAGAUCUCGGGCCUUUUUGGGACACAGCGACUCAACUUACCCAUGUUCACAGUCCUGAGGAGGUUCAGUAUUUUUCUCAUCAUGGUGUUUGAGGGAUUCCUGCUGAAGAAGACGUUCUCUGUUUCCAUAAAGAUGACCGUGUUCACCAUGAUCUUUGGUGCUUUUAUUGCUGCAAGUGCCGACUUAGCUUUUGAUCUUGAAGGAUACAUGUUCAUCAUGCUGAACAACGUCCUGACCGCAGCUAGUGGGGCUUUUGUGAAGCAGAAGCUGGAAUCAAAGGAGCUGGGCAAAUAUGGGCUGCUGUAUUACAAUGCUUUGAUCAUGAUUUUCCCUACGCUGGGGUACGCGUAUUACUCAGGAGACUUACAGACGGGCCUGGAAUACAAAGGCUGGGCUGAUCAACUGUUUGUUGUGCAGUUUGUGCUCUCCUGUGUCAUGGGGUUUAUUUUAAUGUAUUCCAUCAUGCUGUGCACACAGUGUAACUCAGCACUCACCACCUCCAUCAUAGGCUGCAUCAAGAACAUCCUGAUCACGUACAUAGGAAUGGUGUUUGGCGGGGACUACAUAUUCACCUGGCUGAACUUCCUAGGUCUGAACAUCAGCAUUGCUGGGAGCCUGGUGUACUCCUAUAUCACUUUCACACAGGAGCAAAGCAGUAAGAAAUUCCAUCAAUCAUAAUCCUCACUGAAAUUCACAUUAUUUUCCCCCCUUAGAUCCACUUCAUACUGGAUUAAGACCCAACUACAUCUGGUACCGCUUACUGUGCCUUCCAAACGUAUUCAUACCCCUUAAGACUUUGUCACAUUACAAAAAAAACUUUAUUGGCUCUAAUGUGGCAGACCAACACACUAGUGCAUAUUUGCAAACUGAAAGAAUAAUUGUACUCGUCGUCUUCCCCUUAAUCAGGGACCGGGUCGCGGGGGCAGCAGACUCAGCAGAGACGUCCCUCUCCCCAGACAACUCCUCCAGCUCCUCCAGGGGGAGCCCAAGGCGUUC